Penicillium macrosclerotiorum is the source of this 624-nucleotide messenger RNA. Its product is annotated as MutT/nudix family protein. Gene Ontology annotation, molecular function: ADP-ribose diphosphatase activity. Gene Ontology annotation, biological process: ribose phosphate metabolic process; nucleoside phosphate metabolic process. The transcript has 4 exons. The record is from RefSeq and is a predicted model, not a curated record. The coding region runs from base 1 to 624 and encodes 207 amino acids. NCBI's taxonomy places the organism in Eukaryota, Fungi, Ascomycota, Eurotiomycetes, Eurotiales, Aspergillaceae. Gene Ontology annotation, cellular component: cytosol; nucleus.
AUGUCCGCGCGCUCACAGGCCAAGUCCAAGCUCGUUUCUCGGGGCCCACUGGAAAACGCCGAUGCCCGCUGGGCUCGUUUGGUCAAGACGACCUAUACUGACCCUCUUGGAGUGGAACGAACAUGGGAGUCCUCGGAGCGGCAGACACGCCCGGCCAACUGUGAGAUCGAUGGCGUAGGGAUCGUCACCAUUCUCAACAAGCCCACCGGCCCGGAACUGCUACUGCAGAAACAGUACCGUCCUCCGAUUGAUAAAGUAGUAAUUGAGGUACCUGCGGGUCUCAUUGAUGCCGGUGAGACACCAGAACAGUGCGCUGUUCGUGAACUCAAGGAAGAGACGGGUUACGUGGGUGAGGCGGAGCAGACCAGUCCGGUAAUGUAUAAUGAUCCGGGAUUUUGUAAUACGAAUCUGAACAUGGUUCAUGUGCGUGUUGACAUGAGUCUGCCGGCGAAUCAGAACCCAAAGCCGGAGCUUGAAGACAACGAGUUUAUUGAAUGUUUCUCCGUGCCCAUGGCGACCCUGUUCGACGAGCUGAAGAAGCUGGAACAGCAGGGCUAUGCGAUUGAUGCCCGGGUUGGGACCCUUGCCGAGGGAAUCGAAUUGAUGAAGAAGUGGAAGUUCUGA